Messenger RNA from Dunckerocampus dactyliophorus (ringed pipefish), 712 nucleotides. It is a transcript of the gene brk1, whose product is annotated as BRICK1 subunit of SCAR/WAVE actin nucleating complex. Gene Ontology annotation, cellular component: SCAR complex. Gene Ontology annotation, biological process: actin filament organization; regulation of actin polymerization or depolymerization; cell motility. NCBI's taxonomy places the organism in Eukaryota, Metazoa, Chordata, Actinopteri, Syngnathiformes, Syngnathidae. The record is from RefSeq and is a predicted model, not a curated record. The transcript is spliced from 3 exons. The coding region runs from base 51 to 278 and encodes 75 amino acids. Gene Ontology annotation, molecular function: protein-containing complex binding.
UACUUCCGGUUUGCACAGCUGGACUCAAAGAGCGACUCGACUCAUCCAACAUGGCCGGCCAGGAAGACCCUGUGCAGAGAGAAAUCCACCAAGACUGGGCCAACCGGGAGUAUAUCGAAGUGAUCACAAGCAGCAUCAAGAAAAUCGCCGACUUCCUUAACUCUUUUGACAUGUCAUGUCGAUCUCGUCUGGCUACGCUCAAUGAGAAGUUGACAGCCUUGGAGAGGAGAAUUGAAUAUAUCGAAGCAAGAGUGACUAAAGGAGAAACCCUGACUUAAACGUCUUCAUGGACCAUCACAGCCUCCCACUGUUAUCUUCCCCUCUCCCACUGUCCCAGAUAAUCUUCUUUUUUGAAUUUUUUGUGAUGGAGUCCACCCUUUGUUUUGCUGCACAUUUAUUUUAAAAUAUGUAUUCCUAGUUUUGCUUGUUUUAUCUGAUGCCACCAACAUUUGUAUGUGUCUGUGUCUCCUCAACAUGACAUUUUUAAGAAAUUACCUUAAAAAAAGUGUUAACAUUUUGUGGAUUUUGGUUGUCGCCUGGUAAGGGAAUGUGUUAUACACCUUGUCAAUAACGCAGCACAGAAUUGAUGAGUCGGGGAAUAUCCUCUCGUGCCAAGUUGAACGAGUCUUGUUGUUUAGUCUUUAUUAAGGACUGAUGUGUAUAGUGUAAUGUUGGGUUAUGUGUCAACAUUUAAAUACUGUAAUAAAAAUAU